Molecule: messenger RNA, 1453 nt
Organism: Nothoprocta perdicaria
Lineage: Eukaryota; Metazoa; Chordata; Aves; Tinamiformes; Tinamidae
Gene: MIX23
Product: coiled-coil domain containing 58
Exons: 6
Coding region: 82-450 (122 amino acids)
Cellular component (GO): mitochondrion; mitochondrial intermembrane space
Source: RefSeq, a predicted model, not a curated record
CCCUGGCCUUGCUCCUAAGGCAACUAACUGAAUUGGAGCCAAUACUCCCUGCACGCGGAGACUGCGGAGUUGCUCAGGGUGAUGAGGACGAUCGAUGACAGAAUCGUCCAUGAGUUAAACACUACGAUUCCAACAGCCUCCUUUGUAGGGAAAGUUGAUGCUGGCCAGACGUGUAAAGAGCUCUACCAGUCUCUGAUGGAAGCUCACACCAGCAGAGAGAGGAUCAUCAAAAGCUGCAUCGCUCAGACUUCCAGUGUAGUGAAAACUCUCAGAGAAGAGAGGGAAAAGGCCCAGGAUGACAUAGCAUUAUUAAAGCAACUCAGGAAAGAGCAGACAAAGUUGAAAUUGAUGCAGUCGGAGCUGAAUGUCGAAGAAGUGGUAAACGACAGAAGCUGGAAGGUAUUUAAUGAACGUUGCCGAAUUCACUACAAGCCUCCAAAGAGCCAAUGAUGUGCGAGGUGUUUUCUGGCAGGGCGGUCCAUAAUCAUGAGAGCAAAACUGGAAAGAGAUGUUGGGUGAGCCGUAUCGGGGCCCUCCAGAACCAGUAGAACCCAGUCUUGUUUUGUUUUGGACCUACUUAACUGAAACGACAAGGUUUAAGUGAUUCUCCUGUAAUUAAGAGAAAGCAACUCAUCUUUUGUACAAAAUAUGUGAACAAAUGAGUUUUAUAGUAUUAAAAUAAUUUUCAAAUGGAAUGUGAAACUGGCAUCUUUCUUGACCUUCUCAAGCUUCAGCAGCCCUGGAGGGGAAGGAACAAUGAAAACUAGCCCUGAGCAAAACGGUUGCUUGAUGGGAUUUGAAGAAAUCGCUGCACAUGUAAAUUCUGUAGGUGAGUUGCAUCUGAAUUGGGAAAGUCAGAGUGCACGUCCCGCUGUUCCUGAACCUGGCAACACCGUUGAAUCUGGAAAGUGUUGAACACAACACCCCUACAAUAAUAAAGCAAAGCAAGUGYCAUGCAGUAAUGAUAUCUAUGUUAUUUACUAAUUUUAAUUGACUGGCAAUCAGUUGACUAAUGAUGGCAAUGUCUGUUUGUUUGUCAGUUGGUUUAUACUCCUGAACCCUUAAGAACUUGAGCAAAGMCUAAAAAGCCUGUAUGGGAGAUAGGAGGUAACUGGAAGAAUUCACAUUUCUCAUUGUCAAGCUGGCAAAGAUGUGUGUAAGCUCAUCUGUUUUAUAGCUCCUGUCUAGCAGAGAUUCUGCGACUCCUUGGUGGUCUUUAUUUUCAGGUGGCAGGGUACUUGCAGUCCUUUAGUCUCAAUUUUCUCCUUUGAGAAAGUGACAGAAAUAUAUUUAAUUCUUUGAGGAGGUAAAUUUUAAUUUGCAAACUCCGUUGUACUGCACUGCCAUUGCCCUUAUGAAGAACUUUACUGUGGUUAGAGCUGUCUUGUCUUCUCCUUGAAGUAUCUCAUGUGUAUUUUUCUGUAAGACCGAGAGCAGAGAGCAUGCUUGUUCC